Aphanomyces astaci is the source of this 951-nucleotide messenger RNA. RefSeq lists its product as hypothetical. The transcript has a single exon. The coding region runs from base 158 to 943 and encodes 261 amino acids. The record is from RefSeq and is a predicted model, not a curated record. Lineage: Eukaryota; Oomycota; Saprolegniomycetes; Saprolegniales; Verrucalvaceae.
UAGUACGUAGUAUUAUUAAUUAAUACUGUCGAUUGAACUUGAUUUACUUCGUAGUAUUAUCUAUAAAUUGAGACUUUGUAUUUAUAGAUGACCCCAUGGGCCACAAAGCCACGAUGAUUUUUAAAGCGAUAAAAAGGCAAGGAUUCUGUGGUUAGGCAUGGCCUGGUGCUUCUUCCUUCGCCGGCGCGUCCGUCGCGGGGGGCGGCGCUACUGCCGCCGCAUAUCCGAGUCGGAAGCGCCCGGCUAUCCACGACGCUUCGAGAAACCGGAUGGGACGAAGAUCCCACCCGAGUUCAAACGGGAACUUUUCCUUCAAAAAGAACUCUUUGAGCCAAUCCACUCGGAUUUGUCCCGAUUCGUCUCGAAACAGAAUCGUCACAAACGCGGCUUCGGUAUACGCGAGGAGCUUCUCGUACUGCCCGAACACCAUGUCGGGGUUGGUGGCGCGGCUGUCGGCUUCGCGGAGGUGGCGGAACUGCACGAGGUCAGCCUCGGACAGGUACUUGCCGUCCUUGGACAAUGCCACAAGCUGGUCGAUCAACUCGGGAGCGAGGGUCGUUUGGUCGCCAGUAUGUGCGUCUCGACGGCUGAGCGACGCGUCAUGCUCGAUCGCGUUGUGACGGCAGAGGUUCGCGAGGGAAAUGACCUGCUUGCCAUCUUCCACAGUUCCCAACUUCAUCGUAUUGGCGCCCGCCAAGGACGUGCGGAAGGUCCAGUCCACCUUGGCAAGUUCCAGCACCGAUUUGAGCUUGGGCUGCGUGAUGCCUGUGCGGGGAAGGAUGCCGUAGUUGGCCAUGGUGUUGAGAAACGGACAUGGCGACACACUGUCGCCCUCCGAAGCGGGGGUCCAUGUCUCAAAGCCUGCCGGUGGGGCGUGGUUGGUGUCCGUAGCGUGGUUGGUGUCGGUAGGCGUACUCAUGCGUGCGUUCGAUGUGGUGGGUAGGAUCGCAA